CGACCUGGCACGAACUCGUCUGUCACUGUCAGGAUUUGUCUAGCGACGCGUUCCCUUACAGGGGUGUGCUGGGGGGAGUCUUCUUUCCGACUAUCGAAAUGGUUAUCAAAGUGUUUGUUGCCACAUCUUCUGGGUCCAUAGCGAUUAGGAAGAAACAGCAAGAAGUAGUGGGCUUUUUGGAAGCUAAUAAGAUCGACUUUAAGGAAUUGGAUAUAGCUGGAGAUGAAGACAAUAGGAGGUGGAUGAGAGAGAAUGUACCUGGAGAGAAAAAACCCCAAAAUGGGAUUCCUUUGCCUCCCCAGAUCUUCAAUGAAGAGCAAUAUUGUGGGGAUUUCGACUCUUUCUUCUCUGCAAAAGAAGAGAAUAUUAUUUAUUCGUUCCUUGGUUUGGCGCCUCCUCCAGGCUCAAAGGUGACAAAAUCACCUGAGGAAGCAGCAUCCCUUCCCAAUGGCGAUGUAGAGGGAGAGGCACCAAGUUCCACAGAGGGAACAGAGAAAACUGAAGAAGGUGGAGAAAAUGAGGCACAAAAAGAAGGCAAUGAAGAUGUGAGCAACCUCCCUGAAUCUGAAAAGAAUGAAGAAGAGGGAGAGAAAGCAACGGAAGAGACGGAAGAAAUAACAGAGGAGGGAGCAGAAGGGGAGGCAGAAGCAGAGGAAGCUGAAGAAGAAGAGGAUCCAGGAGAAGAAGGGGAAGAUUCUUAGGCCGUUCCGUGCUGAAUUCCUUCCACUCUUCCAGAAAACCCAAGCAAUGAAGCAACAUUUCAAAUAUCUCCCCAUGAAACAAACUCAAAGAAAUACUUUGGCCUAAAGUUGUAAAUCUAGUACAACUCUCUGAGUACAACCGGGGUUCACAGAGGACUUGACUAUCUGAUGCGUUAGAUGUACAUGGAUAUGUCAAUGUAAUCAUAUCAAUACAAAAAUUAAAUAUGAAGAUAAUCUAUACAUAUCUUCCCAUGACAUUCUUGGCCUUGCUUAAUUUUUAUUUUUAUUUUACUCUGCAUGAAUAGAGCUCUCUGUGCUAAAAGAUGACUUCAAGGUGGAGAACUGCUCUGUGAUAC
Messenger RNA from Tupaia belangeri chinensis (Chinese tree shrew), 1057 nucleotides. It is a transcript of the gene SH3BGR, whose product is annotated as SH3 domain binding glutamate rich protein. NCBI's taxonomy places the organism in Eukaryota, Metazoa, Chordata, Mammalia, Scandentia, Tupaiidae. The coding region runs from base 99 to 701 and encodes 200 amino acids. The transcript has 8 exons. The record is from RefSeq and is a predicted model, not a curated record. Gene Ontology annotation, cellular component: cytoplasm.